AUGGUCGACUGGGCUACGCACGAUCGUUUGUAUCCACCUGGAUAUCAUGCAAUAGACAUUCGAUAUAGAAGUAUGAGUUCUGAUUCGUCACUACCUUAUUUUGUUGCAUUAAACAAGAAGCACAAUUGUCGCUCACGAGCAAAGCAAUCAAAACAAAUUAAAAAUGCAAAUGUGUUUAGUGAAAAUCUUCUUCAAGGUCUUAAUCCAGCUAUUUAUUUCUAUCAUUCAAUUUCUGUUAACGAAAGUAAUGAAAGAAAUUCAAAAUUACUUGCAUCCUAUACUUUAAAUAUAAAUUGGCCUCGUUCAAUAUGUUGUUUAUCUGAAACUGAUGGAUCAUUGAUUUUAUGCGAACAAGAGCGAUGUCGUCUUCUUCUUUUUACAUCUCAAUUAGUGCUUCGAUCAACUUGUGGUGGAACACGAGGUGAUAAUCUUUAUCAAUUCGAUUCACCUUGGAGUGUAGCUACAUUAAAUGAUAAUUCAUCAUUAAAUGUCGCUGUAGCUGAUACAAAUAAUCGACGAAUACAGUUUUUUACUAUUGAACAUAAUGGACAAUUUUUAUACAAAUAUGGUUUAGUUACAAAAAAAAAACCUUAUUUUAUUGCAACAAGCAAACGAUAUUUUGCUGUAUCCUGUGAAAACGGUUUUAUUAUUACCUUCUCAGCAAACGAAAGAACUGAAUUAUCAAAAAUAAAUUUCAAGAAAAUAUCCUCAACGCAAAAUUCAUGUGAAUUAGCCUAUUGUUUAUGCAUGGAUCCUGAAAGUAGUUUCGUUUUUGUUAGCAAUCCAAUCGGAUCACCGAAUGUGAUUCAUCAAUUGACUAUAACUGGUGAAUACAUUCGUGCUAUUAAACUUGAUUAUAGACCAUUUCUUCGAAUAUCUUCUCUUGCAUUUGAUAAGCGUAAUCGACAGCUUGUUAUUGUCGAUUCACUUAAUUCGAUUAUUUACUCUGUAGAACAUGAUUUAGAUGAAGAUAAUGUAGAAAUUUUAUUAAAACGCUCUGAUAAUCUUAAUUAUCCACAAGCGUUAUGCAUUAGUAAUGAAGGUCAUUUAAUUGUCGUCGAAUGCAGUGUAUUAACAGAGCACACAUUAAAAAUCUUUCAAUAUCAUUCAUGCAUAUGUCAUUCACGUUUGACAACGUCUAGUGUAAAGACAAGCGAAACAACUAGUGUUCGAUCAAUGAUUUAUCAACGCUGA
Molecule: messenger RNA, 1194 nt
Organism: Rotaria socialis
Lineage: Eukaryota; Metazoa; Rotifera; Eurotatoria; Philodinida; Philodinidae
Source: the annotation of a GenBank genome assembly